AUGGGAUUGCUGACACUAGCAACGUCAUGUACCUUGCGUUCGACCCCCAAAGACGACAGUACAAAGUAUAGCUUUAAACAACACUCAUCGCUAAAGGACCUCCCUUGGAACAUCAUCAAAUGCGAUAAAGUACAUUGGCAGGCCACAUUACGAGCUUCAAGAAUCGAUAAGACUUACGACUCUCUAUACACAUGGCCGCAUAGUUCACAUCAUCACAACCCGAACAUAACUGCAAACGGAACCCGUCUCAUACCGAACAUGCCUGCGGACUAUAACUCGGCCGCUCGCGCCCUCGCGCUCUCUCCGGAUCGCGGUUCCUCUCCCUCGCCAACCCGGCCACCCUGGUCCGCCACAUCGUCGAGCCGCCGUCUAUCGAAUCCGCUCAUGGGCCGUCGUCGCGCAAGUAGUAGUUAUGCUGGCGGCGGGAGAACAAGCUUCGUGAGUCGCAUUUGGGGCUCGGUCAAUUUGCUCGGCGAGCAGGUCUUCAAGGUGUAUUUGCGCCUGUCCCCUCUCCAGAGGAUCCUCGCUCUUGCAGGCGUUGUAACUGUGGGUAUAUUUGGCAUUCUGGCGAUAAUAUACUCGCAUGUCUUUUUCAGAUGGCUUGAACCAAAGGCUGAAGCGUGGCGCGCUCUUCCGGGCGGUUGGAUAUUGGCUUUCCUUCUCGUUUUUGUCACUUCAUUCCCGCCUAUUGUUGGAUACUCGACUGCCAGCACCAUUGCGGGCUUCGUCUAUGGAUUUCCCUUGGGUUGGCCCAUUGUGGCAUCAGGAUGCACAGCUGGCGCUCUUUGUGCGUUCCUUGCCAGCAGGACCGUCUUGAGCAAGUACGUCGAUCGCAUGGUCGGUCAGGAUCACCGCUUUGUUGCUCUAGGCCAAGUCCUGCGACAGGAGGGUAUUUGGUAUCUCACUGGCAUUCGAUUCUGCCCCCUGCCAUUCAGUCUGAGCAAUGGUUUUCUCGCUACCAUUCCUAGUAUCACACCGCUAGCGUUUACAAUCUCUACAGCUCUUUCUAGCCCCAAGCUUCUCGUCCAUGUCUUCAUUGGUAGUCGGCUCGCUCUCCUAGCUGAAAAGGGUGAUAAGAUGUCCGCCGGUAGCAAAGCCAUUAACUACCUCAGCAUGCUUCUUGGCGGCGCUGUUGGUCUUGGUGUUGGCCUUAUCAUCUACAGACGUACCAUGGCCAGAGCUGAAGAGCUUGCCCAGCAAGAAGGCUUAAACCCUGCUGGCGCAUCUGUUGAAGAAGGCGAAGCUGGCUACGCUGACUCUGAUAACUCUCCUCUCAUGGAUCCUGACGAUGCAGCUGUCCUUAUGUCGGAUGAUGAUAUCUCGCUAUGGGAGAGGGAUGAUACGGAGGGUAGGUACCACGAUGAAGACGAAGACGAAGACGAAGAUACAAAUAAGAGAGGGAAUCAAAGUGCUUGA
This is a messenger RNA of Fusarium venenatum, 1416 nucleotides long. NCBI's taxonomy places the organism in Eukaryota, Fungi, Ascomycota, Sordariomycetes, Hypocreales, Nectriaceae. The record is from RefSeq and is a predicted model, not a curated record.